Molecule: messenger RNA, 1151 nt
Organism: Cloeon dipterum
Lineage: Eukaryota; Metazoa; Arthropoda; Insecta; Ephemeroptera; Baetidae
Product: collagenase-like
Exons: 4
Coding region: 501-1151 (216 amino acids)
Biological process (GO): proteolysis
Molecular function (GO): serine-type endopeptidase activity
Source: RefSeq, a predicted model, not a curated record
GGCCGGUAAGUUAAUAGGAUGACAUAUCUAUAAGCACGACUUAUCCUGUUUGAAAUGUGCAUUUGACAGAGGUUGAUGACGAUAAAGGCAUCAAUGCAGUUCCAACAACUCAGACCUCAAUAUCAACGCCGACAACAACAAUAACAGCCACACCACCAACAACAACAACCAAAACCACUACCAAACCACCAACAACAACGGCACCACCACUAACAACUACACUACCACCACCACCACCACCAUCAACAACAACCAAAACCACCACCAAACAACCGAAAACAAUUACACCACCAUCAACAACAACAACCACCACCACACCACCACCACCACCACCACCAACAACAACAACAACAACAACCACCACCACCAAACCACCACCACCAACAACAACCAAAUCCACCACCAAACAACCAACAACAACUACACCACCACCACCACCACCAACAACAACAACAACAACCAAAUCCACCACCAAACAACCAACAAGAACCUACACCACCAUGAUUUCUAUUAACAACGGCUUCAAGGUUUGUGGUGGAUCCAUCAUUAAGGAAAAUCAAGUGCUGACUACUCGUAUAUGCUGCUUCGGAGCAUAUACUUUCACCAUCUUCCUUGGCGGUAUCAACGACUACGAACCCCGCCGGCAGAUUGGCAAAUCCACUAAAUACACGACGCAUAUUUUCAAUAUCUUAACAGGAUUCCUCGACGGUGUCUGCAUUAUUUUCCUGGACGCUCCGGUUUCUGGCAAGGAUAUUGCCAUCAUCCGUCUGCCAUCUUGGUCUCAGCGCUCAAAUACCUACGAAAGAUACAAAGCUACCGUCUCUGGCUGGAGACGCACCUCAAACGAUGGCACUCGGCCUAAGUACACUGACGUCAUCGUCAACGAAAAAACAUAUUGUCGACGAGCCUACCCUUUUAAGAGCACUUUUUGGACAAUUUGCACGUACGACACAAACGGAUCUGGUUUUUGCGAUAGAUUCCCCGGCGACCCCCUCACCAUCACUGAAUCUGACGGACUGGAGACUUUAAUUGGAAUCACCAGCUUUGGUCUACCAUUCUGCGACCUGAAUUAUCCUAUCGGCUACGUCAGAGUCACAUCUCACCUUCACUUGAUCUAUAGGUUGUCUGGAUCACUCCAUGUCCGCCCUUAA